GGGCGCUGGCAUCGCCGCUGCGGGCAGAGCGCUCCAUUGUCAGCGCCGCGGGGGCCUCUAUGGCGCCUCGGGUAAAGGCUCCGCAGCCACCAGGCUGGCCUUAGGGGGUGUCCGCAGGGCUGGCUGUGAGCCGGUGGUGGUGGUGGGGUCCCGUCCUGCGCUGCCGGGGCUCCCUCCUGGCCCCCCGGGAGCUGGGCUGCCAUGAGCGCUCAGGACGAGCAGUUCCCAGCAGCACCCCCGGAGCCAGCAGCGUCCUCCAGCGACGAUGGCAUGACCUGGUGGUACAGGUGGCUCUGCAGGAUCGCGGGGGUCAUCGGGGGCCUCUCCUGUGCCUUUGCUGGUCUCUGGAACUGUGUCACCAUCAACCCCCUGAACAUCGCUGCUGGCGUCUGGAUGAUGCUCAAUGCCUUUGUGCUGUUCCUGUGUGAGGCUCCCUUCUGCUGCCAGUUCAUCGAGUUCGCCAACGCCGUCGCGGCCAGGGCGGACAGGCUGCGGCCCUGGCACAAAGCUGCCUUCUACUGUGGGAUGGCAGUGGUGCCAGUGCUGCUCAGCCUGACGCUGACCACGCUCUUCGGCAACGCCAUCGCCUUCGGCACCGGAGUGCUCUACGGCCUCUCGGCGCUCGGCAAGAAGGGAGAUGCCAUCACCUAUGCCCGCAUCCAGCAGCAGCAGAAGCAGCUGGAGGAGGAGAAGCUGGCAGGGCCCCUGGAGGGGCAGGCUCUCUGAGGCACAGGAGCUAGGGGUAACCUCUGCUGGACCUCUGGGGCGCUGAAGAUGUGGAGAUCCACUCUGCCCUCCCCUCUGCCCACUCCCCUCCCUCUUACUCCAUGAUUUCCCUGGACACUGCAGCCACUGGAAGUCUCAGGGGCUGGGGCAGGCUGUGCCCUCUCCUCACACCAGCAGCCAGACCUCAGAGUGUUGGUCUCUCUCUCCUCCUCAACCCUCACCCAGAUGUCUCCCACAGGGCCUCAUGCCUUUUAAUUUAGUGAGUUAGUUUGGCCCUAGAGGUGCUGGCUCUUUGCUGCCUGCUUUCCAAGCCUGACCAGGAAACCCUUUCCUUGGACAAGGCAGCCAAGGGAGCUGCUGCUCCUGGGUGGCUUGAGCAGGGACAGAGCUGAGGUGCCAGCUCCUUGCCUCUGUGCUGGGCUCAUAGGACUCAGGGAGCUGCUGCUUCACGCCUGGGGGUAGCCUGCACUUCGCAGGCCCUUCCCAGGUCUAACCACUAAUCCGGGCUCUAGCAGCAGGUGGUGAUGCCUAAGCUUGGUCUUGUUCCUCUGAGGAUGUGUCCAGUUAGGCCAGGCUCUGCUGCAUGGGAAAGGACCUCAGCAAAAAGCCCUGUGCAGAGGCAAGAACCAGCUGCAGGGGAGCUGCCAGUGCAGAGGCAAGAACCAGCUGCAGGGGAGCUGCCAGUGCAGAGGCAAGAACCAGCUGCAGGGGAGCUGCCAGUGCAGAGGUAAGAGCCAUCUGCAGGGGACCUGCCAGUGCAGAGGCAAGAACCAGCUGCAGGGGAGCUGCCAGAGGUGCUGGGGCACCUCCUGCAAGCCACACAGCACAGGCUCCAUCUCCUCUGGAGGCAGCCUCAGGCAGCUCCUGUGAUCUAUUUGAAUUACAAGAAUGAAGGACUUGGGCUUAUUAAAGGGGAAUUUGCUUCUGCUUCCCUCUUUUCCUGGGGCAGAAGGGAAGUUUGCUUCAGCUCAGCUGGAGGAGGCUGCUGCUGCCUGAGCCAAGGGUGUGCUGCUGUGCAGGAGCAUCCUUCUCUUGUGAGCCUCAGACUCGGUCCUCUUAUCUCUCACCCCCUGCAUCUGCUCCUGCUUCCACACAAGGGACCUGCUCUUUGCUUCUGCCUGGUCCAUUCUGUGGGCUUGUGUUGUCCUGGACCAGUUCUGGACUGGUUUUGUAUGGGGAGAUGAAAUCUGCUUCCACUGCAAGCAGACAGAGCUGUGGGUAGCUGGGAUGGCUUAUUCCAGGCUCAUUCCAGGCUCCACCAGUGGGAUUUGCAUCCUGUUUUCUGUUUGCUUUGUGUCAGGCAGACCAAAACUGAGUCCAGAGCUCCCUCUUCUCAUUGUGACUUCUGCAGGGGGGUGUUAACUUAUUGGAUUUUUACAUAGCUGCUUUUAGUUUUGAUUAGGAAGGAGGGGAAAUGGUUUGGGUUUAGCUCCUGCAGCAUUUGGAUGGGACUCAUUUUCUCUGGGCACAGGAGAAAGGAGUGCUCUGGAUCCUGUCCUUCAAAGGGCUGCCUCAUGUCAUUGGGGGGGUCUCUAAACCCAGGCUGAGUCCUGGCUGCUGUGCCUGGGGCACUGCAGAAAUCCUUUCUCAGCCUUCAGAAUGGUUCUCCUGUAGUCCUUUGACCCUUUGGGCUUCUUCUGGGCCACAGCCAUGGCAGAGUUUGGGUUCCCUCUCUGCCUUUUCCCCUCUGGGUUUCCUCUCUCCUGGGAGGUGAACUGGGCUGGCACUGGGGGGGUUGUACUCAGCAGCCAAGGCAGGCAGCAGCUGUGCUGAGCAGUGGCAGUGAGGACUGCAGCCUGGCCUUACCCUCCUGCCCUGGCAGCUGAGCUGCUGCUGCCACCAGCACUUUGUGCUCCCAUCUGAGUCUCUGGGGCACCAGGGGGCUUGUGCUGUGGGCUGAGAAAGGCUGCUGGAGGCUGGCUGAGGCCUGGGGCUGCCCAGCAGCUGCUCUCUGGCUUCUGAGCACUGGUGGCUUGGCAGCUGUCUGGAGGAGAGGAUCUCCCUGCUGCUGUGGUGUCUCUGCCCUUAGCUGAGCAGCACCAGCGCGUUCCUGGCAGAGCCUGGGGUGGAGCUGGGGCUGGGGACAGCUGCAGUGUGUGCCUGGAGAUCAGGGAGCUAAGCUGCCCUCCAGCCAGCCUUAAGCUGAUGUUUGCUCCUUGGAGCUGAGGGAGGUGUGAGGAUUUACACCAGGCAGGAAGGUGGCUUGGGCUCAGUUACACACAGCUGGGUGCUGGGGCAGCCACUUUGUGCUGAGCCUCCUCCUCCCCCACCCAGGACUCUGACCCCAGCUUGUCUGGGACACAGAGCAGGCACCAGCAGCUUCCAGUCAAGGCCCUGCUUUUGCAGAGUCUCCAGCUCUGGGCUGGUCCCCCCAGCUGCAGGCACUCCGUGGGCUGCUGAGCUUCCCUGUGUGAGUGUGUGCAGGGACCACAGCUCCUGGCCACGGUGCUGAGAUGCUGCAGGAGGAGCAGGCUGCAGCUCACCAGCUGCUUCGGGUGCCCUGGGCUGGAGCUGGUGGUGGCUCUCUGCAGUGCCCUUUGGGCUGGUUUGAGGGCAGAGUCCAGCCUAGCAGGCAGGACAUCUGCUUUGAUUUCAGGGGUGGGGGUUGGGGUUAGGUAGUGGUUAGUAGAGGAAUGUUGCAGGCUGAUGCAUGUCUUUGAUAGUGCCUGCUUGGCUCGGUAGCUUUAGUGACAGGAGGCACAAGGCAGAGCAGAGUGGAGAGAGUAACACUUGAGGCUGAUCUGUGUCCACCCUGGGGAACCACAGAGCUGGGAAGAGCCUUGCUUGUCCCAGUCACAGGAUGCUUUAGGUUGGAAGGGACCUUUAAAGGUCAUCUAAUCCAAGCCCCUAUAGCCAUAGACCAGCAGCAGUCCCCAGGGCAGAUAACUGCUCUGGGCCUCCUGGAGGGCUUGUUGGCAUGGACAGGUCCACUCUGCUCCCUUGGCACCAAGGGCAGAAGUCCCCUGGGCACCAGCACUUCUGUCUUGCUGUGUUUUGUGGCAGGUGGAUCUGGCCCUGUGGCUAAGGCAAGCAACCAACCUGCACCAGCUCUGCCAGGCUGCAGAGCUCAGCCCCGAGCCCAGCACUGGUGCUGGGAAUGGGCCUCAGGGACUCUUCUGCAAGAGCUGAGCCUUAACAAGCUGGGGAAGGGCCUAGAGUGACUGAGGGAGCUGGGGAUGGUUAGUCUGAGGAAGAGGAGGCUGAGGGGAGACCUCUCUGCUGUCUAGAGCUACCUGAAACUACAUUGUGGAGCUACUUACAGCUGCAUUGUGGAGGGGCUGGAGCUGAGCUCUGCUCACAGGUCAUGGGAGAGAGAGCAAAGGGGAAUGGCCUCGAGAUGAGGCUGGGGAGGUUUAGAUUGGACAUUAGGACAAAGUUUUUCACAGAGGGAGAGGUCAGGGACUGGAAUGAGCUGCCCAGGGAGGUGGUGGAACCAUCCAGCUGUGUUUCAGGGUGGUUUGGAUGUGGUGCUUAGGGCUGUGGUUUAAGGUGAAUCUUGUAGAGCAGGGCUCUGGGUUGGACUUGGUGCUCCUGAGGGGCUCUGCCCACCUGCCUGUCUGUGUGAUGAUCAUGGAACCACAGAACUGCUCAGUUGGAAGAGACCUUUGAGAUCCUCAAGUCCAGCUGCUCACCUUGGGCUUGCAAUCCACAGCACACCAGGGCUGGGCAAGGUUUCUGUGCCUCCUGCAACAGGAGAGGUCUCAGAGCCAUGCUCCAGGGGUGCUGACUCCUGCAGGUGGGUGUCUGGAGUGGGAGCUCUUGGGGAUGGGUGUCUGGAGUGGGAGCUCUUGGGGAUUUGUGGUGCAGCAGAAACCAAGCCAGAUGCUGUCAUUGCUGCAGCCUGUGGCUUGGGGACAGCACCCAUGGCUUCUAGGAGAUGUUGUGACACUUAGUGGGUGCUGUAACCUCCCUGUGGGCAAGAGACAUCACUGUGGAGGUGGAGGGGACCUCUAGAGCAGCAGCAUCACAGCAGCUAUGUGCCCAUUCAUGGGGCAUGGUGGUUGAUAGUUGUGUUUGGAGGGUGCCUGGAGCUGUGUGAGGACAGCUGAAGUACAAAGCCCUGCUCUGGAGAUGCUGUGGGCCCAAGCCAUGCCCUGCUGGUGGCACCCAGGCUAACCUCCUGCUUGCCAGGUCUUGGGAGACAGUGGGACAGGAGUUCUGUCACUCAGGAGAGGGUCACUGCAGCGAGCUGUUGGCACCAGGUGUGGGUGCUGGCAGCACUGCACUUAGCAUUGGAUUCCACCAUCCCCUGCCUGGGCUCUGCCCUCCUUCCCCACAUGCAGCUGUGCUGUGGGCAGCUCUUGCACCUCCCAGUCAGUCAUGAAGUUGGCAGCACCUGUGGGUAUCAGCUCCACUCUGCCCUGGAGGUGCCCCACUGGGUGUGAAGGGCAGAGCAGAGGCUCACUGUCUGCUGUGUGCCCAGGCCUCCUUGCCUUGGCACCACCACAGGGAUCUCUGUGAAUAAAAAGACCUUGCUACCUCUGGACAGAGCCACUGUGAUUCCUCAGCCUCUCAAUGGCCCAGCAAAACCCUUGAGACUUCAGCAGGGAGGAGAUCACUCAGAGAAUGCUCCUCCAGUGAGCUCCUUGCAGGGCCCCAAGAGCCCAAGAGCUCAUCUCUGGUCUGGGCAUUCCCUCCUUAGGCUGAGCCCUGGGAAGCUGACUUCAGCUUUGUCAUUUUCUUCUUUUCCUCAGGAAACAAACAGGCAAAAAAACCAUCUCCUGCCUUCAGGGAAGGGUUUCAUGGGAGAUGGAGAAUGCUCUAGGGCCAUGGGAGAUGGAGAAUGCUCUGGAGCCAUGGGAGAUGGAGAAUGCUCCAGCACAAGGCUGCCAGAGGUCCUGAUCUUCAGCAGGUCAGUGGAAAGCAGAGGCUCUUGAGACCUCUCCUAAUCAGGCCACACUUAGAAGCUGCCUGGCCCCAGGCAGGGCUGAGCAGCUCUCUGGAGAUGAGUCUCAGCUGCAAAGGUGCAGUCUGAGGGUGAACUUUUUCUGUGCUGUUUGGCCCUGGUCUCUGCCUCUGUCCCAGGCUGCUUUAACUUCACCCUCUGGUGGAGCUCAGCUCCUCGGAGGUGACUUCUCUCGUGCUGCAGGGCACCUCUUGGGAUCUGGGUCAGCUAUUCCAGCCCACGCUUCCUGGCACAGCAGGCUGAAAGCUGCAGCCCUGGGGGGACACAAACGUCCCCAGCAGCCCUGGGAGGGCAUUUCAGGAGGUCAGGGAAACCAUCUCCCAGCUCAGCCUUUGUUGUUCAGCCCUUCUGGGAGGAGGCAGGUUGGAUGUGAUGCUCAGCAAGGCCUUUGGUUCCACCUCCUGCAGCUGUGCUUUACUUCGGGCUAGGCUCUCAAACAAAAGCAUUGCAGGAGUCCUUCAUCUGGCAGGGCAGCCAGAGAAGGGGUGAAGAGCAGUUUGUCACUGAAGGGGUCAGGUUGGAAGGGACCUUAAGCAUGACCUAGUUCCACCAGGGACACCUUCCACUAGCCCAGGUUGCUCAAGGACCCCAUCCAGCCUGGCCUUGCCCACCUGCAGGGAGGAGCUUUGCUACCAACUAUGCACUUGAAAUCUCCAAGUGGUGGAGCUGGGAAGCUCCACACACAGCAGUGAUGGAGAUGCAUCCACCUUCCUCUCUGGGGGUGAGCAAAACCCCUGUGGUGGGAAGGAGCCACCCGGGUAGAAGGUGUUGUGAGCCCCCACCCUGUCUGUCCUGCAGGGGAUCACUUGCACUACAGCUGAAUGUUUGUUCCUCUUGCUUGUUUGCUGCUGGAGUGUCUUUGUCAGCUGCAUUUGGUCUUGUUCCUUGUGUAAUGUGUGGGUGUUAGAGCAAUAAAACCUGGCAGCUUUUUUCUACCCUC
Molecule: messenger RNA, 6572 nt
Organism: Pogoniulus pusillus (Red-fronted tinkerbird)
Lineage: Eukaryota; Metazoa; Chordata; Aves; Piciformes; Lybiidae
Gene: CACFD1
Product: calcium channel flower domain containing 1
Exons: 5
Coding region: 202-726 (174 amino acids)
Biological process (GO): vesicle-mediated transport
Cellular component (GO): membrane
Source: RefSeq, a predicted model, not a curated record